Messenger RNA from Agrilus planipennis (emerald ash borer), 895 nucleotides. Its product is annotated as cytochrome P450 4C1-like. Gene Ontology annotation, molecular function: oxidoreductase activity, acting on paired donors, with incorporation or reduction of molecular oxygen; iron ion binding; heme binding. NCBI's taxonomy places the organism in Eukaryota, Metazoa, Arthropoda, Insecta, Coleoptera, Buprestidae. The annotation marks the transcript as partial. The record is from RefSeq and is a predicted model, not a curated record. The transcript is spliced from 7 exons.
UUGGAAAUCAUUGGUAGGAGAAAGCUUAUUCACGUCUGUUACAGAUUCAAGAUAUAAGAGAAAUAAAAAGCUUAUACUGGCCUCCCUUACUCUGAACAACGUCAAGGAAUUUUUCGAUUCGUUUAAUAAACAUACGGACAAUUUAAUUAGUACUCUUAAUAAAAAAACUGGGCGAGAGUUUAAUAUUGGCGACGAUUUGUCAAUGUGUUCCAUGAAUAUUUUGCUAGAAACUGUAUUGGGAUAUAGUAAAGAAGAUUUACGUAAGGACGCAAAAGCAAUCAUGGAUUCUGUAGACAGGUUUGCAAAAUAUGGAGCAGAAAAAGUACUAAAAUAUUGGCUAAGACCAUAUUUCGUAACUUGGCUGUUAGGAUACCAAAAGAAAAUUAAUAAAGAUUGUGCCUUUAUGGAAAAUAUCACCUCUCAAAUAAUUAACGAAAGAUCUAAGAAUAGAAAGCAAAAUGAGGAUAAAUUUACCGUCUUUAUUGACACGCUCUUGGAUGCAAGGGAUGAAAAUGGUCCAUGUUUUUCACUUAAAGAAAUAAAAGAUGAAAUUAUAACGAUUAUUUUUGCAGGUCAGGAUACAGUUACUACAGCAUUAGGAUUCUCCUUGUGUCUUCUUGGUAGACAUAAAAACGUUCAGGAUAAACUUUAUGAAGAGACAGUGACAAAGUUGGAUAAAGAUGAUUGCUAUAUAACCUACGAUUCGUUGAAGGACCUGGAGUAUUUGGGUCGAGUUGUUCAAGAAACAUUAAGAUUAUAUCCAUCAGCACCAGUGGUUGGAAAAGUUGCCCUAAACGAUAUUGAUUUAGAUGGACAAAUAAUCCCAAAGGACACAAAAAUGGCCAUUAGCUUAUAUCAUCUUCAAAGAAAUCGAAAUAAUUAUACCAAUCCGAAU